Artibeus jamaicensis (Jamaican fruit-eating bat) is the source of this 678-nucleotide messenger RNA. RefSeq names its product crystallin gamma S (gene CRYGS). Lineage: Eukaryota; Metazoa; Chordata; Mammalia; Chiroptera; Phyllostomidae. Gene Ontology annotation, biological process: lens development in camera-type eye; visual perception. The coding region runs from base 47 to 583 and encodes 178 amino acids. Gene Ontology annotation, molecular function: structural constituent of eye lens. The transcript is spliced from 3 exons. The record is from RefSeq and is a predicted model, not a curated record.
CUGUUCCUGGAUUUCAGCACUGGGGAAGCCCAUCUAUGCACCAAAAAUGUCUAAAACUGGAACCAAGAUUACUUUCUAUGAAGACAAAAAUUUUCAAGGCCGCCACUAUGACUGUGAUUGUGACUGUGCAGAUUUCCACCUGUACCUGAAUCGCUGCAACUCCAUUAGAGUGGAAGGGGGCACCUGGGCUGUGUAUGAAAGGCCCAACUUUGCUGGGUACAUGUACAUCUUGCCCCGGGGCGAGUACCCUGAAUACCAGCAUUGGAUGGGCCUCAACGAUCGCCUCAGCUCCUGCAGAGCAGUUCAUCUGUCUAGCGGAGGCCAGUAUAAGAUUCAGAUCUUUGAGAAAGGGGAUUUUAAUGGUCAGAUGUAUGAAACCACUGAAGAUUGUCCAUCCAUCAUGGAGCAAUUUCACAUGCGAGAGGUCCACUCCUGCAAGGUGCUGGAGGGCGCCUGGAUCUUCUACGAGCUACCCAACUACCGUGGCAGGCAGUACCUCCUGGACAAGAAGGAGUACCGGAAGCCCCUCGACUGGGGUGCGGCUUCCCCAGCUGUCCAGUCUUUCCGCCGUGUUGUGGAGUAAUGACGUGGACGGGGCCACGAGCUUCUUCCUGGGGGCCAAAUGCUGGCUGCCCUUGUCAUCCAAGCGAGCAUCAUAAAUAAAACAAUCGGCAUGCA